Molecule: messenger RNA, 3801 nt
Organism: Amoebophrya sp. A25
Lineage: Eukaryota; Dinophyceae; Syndiniales; Amoebophryaceae
Source: the annotation of a GenBank genome assembly
CCUUCUAGUGCUGGUUUGAGAUAUAACUAAGCCUUCUGACCUUUUUAGUUAUUCAGGUUCCCCUUCUUGAUGUCCUUCUCUUUUUACCAUAGUCUGUGAUUUCUUACGAGGAAGAGCAGGAGAAGUUAAUGUAUGUUGGUAAAGAAUUAUGGUAUUAAAUUGCUCACGCUCUCGCGCAUCCUCACCGGCAUUUGUAGUGUCAAUAACAACGCAGUUUCGAAAAAUUAUGAAUCAAGUAAGUUAAUAUGUGUGACUAGUUGUACCACGUUGUAGAAGGACGCGGACGUGUUCUACAGCUCUGCUUGUGCUUGCCAUCUCUUUUGUUGGACCAUACUCAUAGGCUAGUAAAAGUGAGAAGAACUUAUAGUAUUGAAACAAGCGAAAAAAAAGAUGAGUUCAGUCGCGCAAAGUUUUGAGCUGGAUUUGGCGAAGGAUGUCCUCUGUGCAGAGUUCGGCGAUGUGGUGGCCGAUGUGGGUUGGACGCUCCUCGCCUACGGGACGAUCGAGGGAUUAUCGUUGCAGGAGUUGAUGUCCUUCUUGCGCGACGUCACGCACUCUAUGGACGCAGACGACGACAGCAAAGCCCCAUCAUUGGAUGACGUGAAAGCAGCGUUGUUGUUGUUGAUGCAACACAAUGUUGUGCGCGUUGCGCCAAAAUCACUGCACCAUCAACAGUUGGAAGCAAACUCACUGUCCAAAACUGGUGGAGGAAAAAACGAGGAACAAAUUCGGAGAGGGACAAGUGGAGUUGCGGCCAAGACCACGAGCACGGCUGAGAUCUCGACAGCUCCUGCUGGAAAUACUGGAUCUGCCCUAGCAGGAACUACGGGAACCGGCGGAACGCAGGUAUCCGCCCAGGCGCAACGAGAGCAGGCGACUCAUAGGACUUUGCUAGUCACCAGGUAUGUCGCAGAGGUGGAUUUCGUGCUCUGGCGUCCCCGCUUCCCAGUUUACAUCACCGCCACCAAACGUUGGUUCAACUGCUCCGAGGCCUGCUCCCUGAUUCUCCGCCAAGUUCUGAUGAGAGGGCGCGCAGACGUCGAAAUGUUGGUAGAAGACCUGGUCCGCAGGACAAACGUACACACCGCACGAGUGGAUCAGGCACGAAAACUUCUGCUACGAAGUGGACCGCAAGAUUUUUCAAAUAUGUUGUUGUCUACUGAUGGAGGGGGUUCCUCGUCGUCCACCGGUUCGUAUAAUCGUAAGCGUUCGUCAUCGAGCAAAAGUGCUGGCGGAACACAUAGUUAUGUCAAGCUGCCCUUUGGAGCAAAGCGGAGACGUGGGUCGUCCUCCUCGUCAUCGGACCCGUUUUCUGUCCUUCAACAAGCGCACCAAGGAGAAGAAGAUGAGGAUGAAGAAGAGCUACUGCACGUGGACCAGUUUCUGCUCGCUCUCAAAACUUUGGAACAUCACGGUUGGAUCACGGCAAAGGUACCAAUGCGAGGGGCGGGUUGUUAUCAAGCAGUAUCCAUGUUCGAUGCCGCAAAAGAUGGGCAAUUUCAGGCCUCGAGAUUGGAACUACAGGCACACAGCACGCGCCUCUUAGACCUACUGCUUCCAGGUGGCGAGAACGGCGAGCAGGAUGAACCAUUUUCGUCGACGAAAGGAAGGGAUAAAGGUAAGAAGGCGAAGGGGGUAGGUCUCGCAUCUGCUUCUCAUGGUCUUGAAAAUCAUCCUGAAGAGCAACAACGACUUGUCGAACUAGUGCGUGUGCUAGGUUCGACGGUUUACAGCCCUAAUUUGGCUUUUCUCAACCACGUUCUUUUGCGGGACACGGUCUGGAGUGCCUUGGGGCCGAAGCUCUUUCCCGCACCACGAACCUCGAAGAGUUUCCAAGGAGCACAGCUGCAAAUUCAAAAUGGUGUUGCAGGAGCCGCCUCCACAGCUAACAAUCAUGCACAGGAAGAACACAUAUGUGUGCCUACAGCAGAUCGCGCUUGUGACGUUGUCUUUAAGGAACUAGCGAACGCAACCGGAGUUUCGAGAAUAGAAAACAACGGCUCUUAUGUCAGUGCAAUUACCACCGUAUUCGUAACCCGAAGCGCGCUUGUCGCGAAACUCAGCAACGUUCUACCGUCACACGAUGUACAGCAAGCGAUUUCAAGAUUGGUCGAGCACGGUAACACUUUUUAUCACAUCAAAUAAUGGUCGACAUUAAUGUACUUUUGCACGAAAGUGGAGUGUUACAACAAACGCUCUUUUUGCUAUCGCAUUAGGAUUAUGCACUGAUACAACGUAAUGACUAUUCAUUGAUUCGGACCUGAGCCUUCUUGACGGAAUGAAUUUUGACACACAUGCAUCAGUGACACCACCUGCGCAAACAUCAAGAUCAACGUGUGAUAAACUAAUAAAUAUGAAUUUUCAAAUUUUUUGUACUGUAAUUUCAGGUACCGGACUUGUUGUUCGUACCACAGACCAGGCUGGGGGUCUCUCGGCUGAUCCUGGAAGAGCCAAGCCCAAAGCCCGUGGGCGCAAAAAAGCAGCCAGAAGCGAUGAAUUAUCAGAAACGAGCGCUCCAACAGAUCAAGUCAACCUCUUCGGUGGUGAGGCACAAGAAGUGUUCCGCGUUGACUGGAGCCGCGCAAGAGAGCUGGUGCAUCUCGAUUUGACAAGGAGAUUAGUGCAGUGGAAUUACAGUUCAAUUGCGUUCCGUGUGUGGAAUUUCCUGAUUGAGGAACCCAUUCGCUACCAUUCCGAACAGCAACUAGAGGAGACCUGUCUCUGCACACAGGCCCGCGUGCGCCAAGCAGUUCACGAGCUGUUUAAAUUAAGGCAGAUUCCAGUUUUGCGAAUAGUUUGUGUUUGAGAAUUGAAAUUUUUUAAAUUGUCUUUGUCUGGUACAGAAAGUAGAACUACCACCAGGUCCGUCCAAGUCCGAUGCUUUUUCUCGUCUAAUAUUCGAUGGCAUUCUUUUGGUGCAGGAAAUCCCUAAAGGAGCUCAUUCUGUAGCUAGCGGACCCCCGCCAUCUGCAUUUGCUGGUGCCACAUCCACCUACGGUCGCGGUCUCUGGCUCUACAGCAUCGACAAAAUGCGUUCUGCUUUACAAUUCAAGAAACUGAUAGUUCAAGCGAUCCGCAACCUCUCCAAGAGACUGGAAAUCGAGCGACAACAGCUAAGUGAAUGCGUGAAUUCAAGGCGAACAAGCGGAGGUGAAGCAGGAGCAGGUGGAACUAGUACUAUUACUGGUGCUGGAGGAAGUUUUCUUGGAAUGUUUGCAGGUGGUCUACCUUCUGCUUCGAUGGGACGAACUGAAGUUCUACCUUCCAUGCCAUUGCACGACCCUCGCGUGGAACUCGUCAAUGCAGACGCUUUUACCCGUGAAGAGGCGACCGCCGUGCUAGAAAGUCGUUACAGAUCUCUGCAGACGAUGUAUCAAUUGCUCAGGGAGAUGUGAAGCCACUACAUAGGUUUGGCAUAAGAAGUAUAUGAUGAAGCGACAGGAGCAUUUCGUGAUGAGAGACUCCUUCAAAGUGAAGGUGUGACGCCACAUGGACCUGGUCAUAUUUCUUUCACGGUCAGACAUGCGGCACUCAUACUGCGAAACGCUUUCACAAUAAACGAAACGACACAUGAAUGAUGCUUCGAUGUAGAUCUCCUAAAAUCAAAAAUGCCUUGUUAUAACCUUGUCGUUCUGAUAAAUUCGUGAAGCUUUCCCAGAAAUGCUCAAGCCAAUGUACACUGUUCCAUCCCUGACUAUGCUUGAAUCUCAUUGCUGAUAUGAAAGUGACACUUGCAUCAUCUGCUGUUCUUUGAUGAUGAGAAUGAGAAUUGAGAAUUGUGAAUAUUCGGCAACAGCAAGA